This is a messenger RNA of Mytilus californianus (California mussel), 1668 nucleotides long. RefSeq names its product collagen alpha-1(XII) chain-like. Bases 165 to 1517 code for a protein of 450 amino acids. Lineage: Eukaryota; Metazoa; Mollusca; Bivalvia; Mytilida; Mytilidae. The transcript has 9 exons. The record is from RefSeq and is a predicted model, not a curated record.
AAAUUUCCCACUGCCUACUAAACUAUCUUAUCACUAAAUUUCAAAUAAAUUAAACUGGAUUUAUGCAAAUGAACGGGAAAUUAAUCUUAAUUGUUGUGAAAGUUAUGAUAUAAAAGAGCUGUUUUAGGGCGUACAAAGCAACGUUCCCGAGGAUUUUGCGAAAUAUGGAAGUUUUACAUUUUGUGCUGCUAUCCUUUGUACUUCUUAUUAGCGUUUCAAAUGGAAUGGCAUCAGGCAGGUACAAACGAGCACCAUUUUGUAAGACCAGGAUCGACCUUGCUUUUGUGAUUGACUCCUCCAGAAGUAUAUCAAUUAACGACUUCCAGAAACAAAUACAAUUUGUAAAUGACAUCGUCGACUUCCUGGAUGUCGGUUCAGACAAGACACGGGUUGCUGCGGUAUCUUUCAGUAAUUAUCUGUUCCCUCAAUUUGGAUUUAAUGACUACACAACCAAGAAAGAUGUACUUACUGCUAUCAAUGGUAUUAAGCAUUCUAAGGGUGGUGCAACCAGGACAUAUCUUGCUUUAGAACAUACACAUGAACACAUUUUCGCACCUGGUAAUGGAGAAAGACCAGACGUAGUAGAUGUUGUUGUUAUUUUGACAGACGGAGUUACAAAUCCUGGCAGUUAUGAUAGAUUUUCUGGAAGCCAAGGAAAAAAACAGACCCAAAUUGAAGCAGCAAGAAUUAAAGAUAGAGGAGCUUAUAUAUUUGCCAUUGGAGUUGGGAGGGGGGUCAAUGCCGACGAGCUCAAUGGAAUUUCCAGUGAUCCAGAUGAAAGAUUCACCAUCCAAGUGACAGGUUUUUCAGAGUUAGAUUCGGAUAAAGUUAAACAAAUGUUGUUAAAACGUGCAUGUGUUGAAAUAGAGACUACACCGGCGCCAACACCCCCACCUACCACAACACCCGAUAAUAAAAACCCAGAGUGUGGGAAACUAUUGGCAGACAUUUUCUUUGUACUGGACCAAUCUUCGAGCUUAAGAACAGAAGGAAAUUUCAACAAGACGUUAAAUUUCGUAACCGAAGUAAUCGAUUAUCUUCACGUAUCGCCUACAGAAACACAGGUUGGGGCUCUUAAAUUUAGCAACAACCCCGAGAUCCAAUUCCAUUUAACAGACUAUACAGACAAGCAAGAUGUAGCAACAGCCGUUUCAAGGAUAAAGUGGAAAGGGGGCAAUACAUACUUAGAUAAGGCAUUAAGAAUGUUGAGGACAGAAGGACUAAAUAAAGCAUAUGGUUCUAGGGAAGAUGUUCCACAAAUCGCUGUAAUAAUUACAGAUGGUGUCUCUACAAAUCCUUAUGCAACAAGGCUAGAACUGAAACAGCUUCACAGUCUAAACUACAUCUUAUUUGCUAUAGGAGUCGGACCUAACAGAAACCCUGCGGAAUUGGCUCGCAUUGCUAACGACCCAGCCAAUGUAUUUGAAGUAGAAAGCUUAGAUGGACUACAAGCCAUCAGAGAGUCUCUGGUCACGAGGAUAUGUGCCAAAGGUGUUAAAGAAACGAAAAACCCUUAAAUAAGAUGAAUAUGAAAACACAGAAUACAUUACUAUUCAAAGAUACAGAAAAGACUUAACGGACGAACCAGAAGAGGAAUUCUAUGAACAUUGUACAGUUUUUAUGUCUAUUGUGUAUAUGUAUGUAUUAAACAUCAGCAUUGCAAUUUUA